AUGGGCGGUAUGAACGCCGAAAACAAUGCCUCCUCGUCAGACAUGGGCGCUGGCGCGGAGGACAUGGAGCCGAGCAACAGCGCUGAUAUGGGCGAUGCUGGUGAUAUGACCUCCACGCCACAGGAUAUGGGACCUGUCGAGGAUGGUGAAGUCGCGCUUCGUUUCGAGCCUGUGGAGUGGGGGCUGUUGCCACAGGGCGCGCCGUUGCCCGCGGCGAUCGAGCAGCGUUCACAGGAUGAGGCGCCAUCAUUUACCGUGAAUCUCCCCGCGGGGAUGUGGCGCGUGGAGGUCGAGCGCCAGCAGCAAACUUGGAGGUUGCCUGGCGAUGGCACCCCGACAGGGCUCGCGCGUCGUGAUGGUGAGGCGCUCGUCACGGCGAGUGAUGCUGGCGAGGGGGCGCUGUUGUUCUCGGCGCUCGACGAGGAGCUCUCGGUCAACGUGUCCGCUGCUGGCGAGCUGAGGAUCACGCGCGCGGCACAACCUGCCGAGGCUGAUCUGGACGCGCCAGACAGGCCGAGUGGUACGGUCGGGCCUCUCUUCGACGAGGCGCUCUAUCGCAUUAACACGCAAGAAGAUGACGCCGCCGUGGUGCUCGACCUGAUGGAUGCACUGCGCGAGGUGGGCGCAGGCCCUGUUGUCAGUUCGCAGGGCGUCUUCUUCCUGGCGCCGUAUGACAACCUCGGCGGGGAGGCAGGUGCGCCGCAGGCGCGUGGCGAGUUUAACGAGUGGGGCGCCACAAACAUCGAGGAUAAUCGAAUGCGCCGUGUAGUCGGUGAGUUUUGGGGGAGGUUCUUGCAGGUUCCUGACGGCAGUUAUCCCUACAAGCUGGCUUACCCAGGGCUUGAUGGCAAUGACGCCUGGUUCACGGAUCGGAGCAACCGGCAUAUCGAGUGGGAUGGUUUUGAUCCGGGGACGAUCGGGUCGUUUAACUCGAUCCUGCACAGGGGUUCGAAUGCUUCGGGCAGCCGGAUGGUGUGGUGGAUGCAGGUCGAGUCCCAGGUGAUGGGAAAUGUGCGCGAGGUGUAUAUCCACUUGCCCGCGAGCUAUGACCAGGAUGAGAGCAAACGCUAUCCCGUGUUGUAUGUGCAGGAUGGCAACGAGAGCAUCGUGCGAAGUCAGUUCCACCAGGUCGCGGACGAGUACGCUGCCGAGGGGAACGCCGAGGUGAUCCUGGUGUUUGUCGCGUUGCCCGCGCAGGAGGAUCGUUUCGACGAGUACACGAUGGCAUCAGACGGAGCGCGAGGAGAUGCGUACACAGAAUUUUUGGCCACGGAGCUCGUGCCGAUGAUCGACGCGGCGUUUCGAACGCGCGCGGAGCCUGGCGCGCGGGGACUUGUUGGCGCGAGCCUCGGAGGGCUGAUCUCUUUCUGGACUGCGCUUCAAUAUUCAGGGACAUUUGAAUACACCGCGGGGAUGUCAUCGUCGUUCUUUUGGGCGGAUCAGUUCAUGAUCCGCGAAGUGGAACGUCGUGGUUGUCAGGGGCUCAGCUAUUACAUAGACAGCGGGAGCCCGAAUGAUAAUGCGGACGUGACGCGUUUAAUGAGAGAUACACUCGCGCAGCUUGGCUGCACCUUCGAACAUGUCGAAGAGACAGGCGGGACGCACGACUGGUCAUACUGGCGAGGUCGCUUCCCCAAUGUGUUGCGCACCUUCGAGCAGAGCCAUACCAGAGCGGUGGCAGCAAGGGAAGCUUACGAGGAGUUCGCCAAGGCGAACAAGUACGUCGCCUACAACGGCCUCUCGCGCGCCAUCAAGCACUACAAGCGCGCCAUCGCCGUGGACCCCGAGAACUACGUGAUCGCGCACUUCAACCUCGGUGAGAUUUAUCUGGCCAAGGAGAACUGCGCCGAUGCCAUCGUGCAUUACCAGAUCUACGCGAGCCAGGGGCGCGACGAGGAGGCGAUCAAGUUCUCCAAGGAAGGGAUCGCCAAGUGCAAGAAGCAGAACCCUGACUGGGCGACGCUCUCGUUGAGCACCGAGCGCAAGUACCCCAAAAAAGAGGAGAGCGAGCUGAUGGCCGAGAUCUCGGUGCGAGGCUACGUGCUCUCGCGAGAGGGGAAGGUCGAGGGGUUCGUGUUGCCUCCAAAGCUUCCUUCGGACAAGGAGGACUUCGAGCAGGAGCGCCGCGAGCGCGCCGGGCACUCGGGUCAGGCUUCCGCCGAGAAGACCUCCUAUGAUGUCGAGGUCACGGCGACUGAUUUUAUCUCGGACACGUUCUCGCUGACGGCGCCCGCGGGCGAAGCGAUCGAGCGCUCGGUGACGCUCGAGAGGAUGACCUUCUACGGGACGCUCGCCAUCAGCGUCGAUGUCGAGGGCUCGAGCGUCAAGCUCAUCCCCAAGGCGGUGGACAAGCCGACAGAGACGCCGGAGCCAUUCUCGGGCACGUCGCCGCUCGAUAAGGAGCUGAAGUUGCCCACAGGGAAGUACCUCCUCGAGGUCAACAACGACGGCUACGAUCGCUGGAUUCGCCACGUCUACAUCACCAAGGAGAACGCCACCUCGGUGAGCGUCUCGCUGAGCAAAUCACUCCCGCCCGAGAUCCAGUGA
Ostreobium quekettii is the source of this 2547-nucleotide messenger RNA. NCBI's taxonomy places the organism in Eukaryota, Viridiplantae, Chlorophyta, Ulvophyceae, Bryopsidales, Ostreobiaceae. The record is from the annotation of a GenBank genome assembly.